This is a messenger RNA of Trichophyton rubrum CBS 118892, 1343 nucleotides long. RefSeq lists its product as uncharacterized. The coding region runs from base 93 to 1343 and encodes 416 amino acids. Gene Ontology annotation, biological process: endoplasmic reticulum tubular network organization. Gene Ontology annotation, cellular component: endoplasmic reticulum tubular network. The transcript has 3 exons. The record is from RefSeq and is a predicted model, not a curated record. Lineage: Eukaryota; Fungi; Ascomycota; Eurotiomycetes; Onygenales; Arthrodermataceae.
ACGCAGAUAAAAGCUCAAGAAGACCAUGGUACAGCGCCGAACGGCCGUUUUAACACGCUGAUAUGAAGCAGGAUCGCUGAUACUGAAUCACCAUGGUGUCCCUCUGGCCAUGGAGAGGCCCAGAUAACUCUCCAGCGUCAUUUGAGAAGACACUCGCAGGCUUGUCUGAGAAGAUCGCACAGUCAAAUGGCAGACUAGAGGUUCAUAGGCAACGUGCUCGCCGGUUCAGGGCCCUCUGGACGCUGUAUACUACCUUUGCGUACAUAUUGUAUGCGCUUAUUGCGGCGCUGGUGUUAGGUUGGGAACGGUGGGGUCCUGUAGAGUAUACGGCCCUGUCAGGUAGCCCAGUAAUAAUAUAUACAGUUCGGCGGAUAGGCGCAGCGUUCUUCCAGUAUCAAAUCACGAAGACACAGAAAUACCUCGAAGAACUGCAGAAACAACGUGACGAGACUAUUGAAAAGCUGAAAGAAGCUACGAAAUACAACUCUACUCUGCAACUACUCGAGAAAUAUGGCGCAGAGCCUCCGAGGUCUCCGUCUCCACAAGAAGGUGCUGAUGACAUGGAAGGGAUGAAUCAGCAUGGGGGCUCACGCAAAGGUCCUCGUUCUCGAACUUCUCUCCCCUUCCAGGGACCAAGAACCAGAAUGACACCCCCUCCUACAGCUAAUAUUCGACGGCCACAAACUGCCGGUUCCCUCCCUUCAAGCCCCAUGGGACAGAAACACGAUCGCAAACAAGUUGAUAUUCCGUCAAACCCACCGAGCCCAUCCAGCUUACAGUUAGCACAAAUGCAACAGCAGCCACCGCACCAUCCUCCAGAUGAGCCUGGUUUUCAUCCUAGUGCCUUCCCUCCAACUCAGAAUAUUGAACCCCGUCAGCCGCAGUGGUAUGACAGGAUACUUGACGUUCUCCUUGGUGAAGAUGAAACGCUGCCAAAAAACCGCCUGGCACUGAUAUGCGUCCACUGCAGGUUAGUCAACGGACAAGCUGCGCCUGGUAUUCGCACCUUGGAAGAAGUUGGGCGAUGGCGCUGUGUUGGGUGUGGCGGUUGGAACGGCGAGGAGAAAAAGGAUACCGCUACUCAUGAUAUGCUUCGCAAAGAACAUAUACGUAGACGGAGUGAGAGCAUGCCUCAAAGACCAGCGGCACCGGUUGUCGUGGUAGAACCCUCUACCCCCACAGAUGGCGAUAGCCCUGGGAACAAGAUUGGCCGUAAGGCGAGCGUUAGCAGCGAUGUAUAUGAAGGAGAAGGUUUGUCCGCGGGCGAAGAUGCAGAUUGGAGUAGUGAUGCGGAGCUGGAGCCAGGUCAAAAAGGCUCGUUAGACAUCAAAGACGAGCCGUAA